ACAUAAUUGUCAAAGGGUGAGGUUAGACAAGUGUUUUUUGGGAAGUUUUUGGAAAAUUUGACAUAAAUGGGUUCCAAGAAUUUGCUGCUGGGCCACUUGAAGGUGAUUUUGGGAAAUCAUGUCGAAUCGGAUAUUGUCGAUUACAUAAAUAGUAUAAAAAACAAGGAGGAUUUAGAUGAAUUUAUGGAAAAUAUAAUUGAUAAGAACAAUACCGGUCAUGUUACAUCGUACGAGGGGAUUUGUAAUAUUUUAUUUGGUAGUAAUAAGGCCUCAAAAAAAAGUCAUUCUGAGGCUAUGGUGGCUUCCAAAAGUCAGGAAAAAAAUAAUAAGGCAAUGAAGCAAAAAGGCAAGAAACGCUUCAGUGAUAUAAACGCAUUCCAAGAGAAGAAAAAACAACAGGAAGGUAGGACAAUGUGUGACUGUGAAGGUCAGGAGCACGAAUUUAUGAAUAAUUGUUUGAAUUGUGGACGAAUUCAUUGUUAUGAGGAAGGUCCAGGGCCUUGCUUUUUCUGCAAUGAACCAGUUACUUUAAUGGGCGAAGAGAAUUACGUAGACUUGUCAUCUUCACGCAAAAGCAGGAAAAGUGCUUCCGUCACAAAACAUAAAGAAAACACAGUUUUUGAUGACGAUAACGACUACUUUAAAACCGACUCAAAUCAGAACAAACAAGACAAACGCACCUUGGUUGUAGCUCUUGACUUUGCGACCCGGCGAGUAAUUGAAAGCACGGCUGAAGAUGUGCGAAUCAAGGAGAAACUUCACGAAGACAUUAAAAAACAUCUCGCUAAUGUCGAGAAAUUGUACCGGAAAUUGCAAAAAGAAUCGGAAGUUACUAUAGCGCCUGAUAAUAACGAUUUGGUCGAUUUGUUGGUACAAAUGAGACACAAAAAGCCGGUCGGUGUUGAAGAUUUAGGUCCGGAAGAUAGUAAAGCCCACAUUAUCGAUUAUGGGAAGGUUUAUGACGAGGAGGUUAUCGCAAAUACCGACCAUGGGCUGUGCCUGAGUAUGCACCAACCGUAUGCUAGUCUUCUGGUAGCGGGAGUCAAAAAACACGAAGGCAGGACGUGGAAAACCAAUCACAGGGGGCGCCUUUGGAUAGCAGCGGCUGCUAAAGUACCAGACGAGGAUGAAAUUUCCGCGUUAGAAACAUUUUAUCGCCACUAUUACAACGACCAGUCAUUAAAAUUUCCACGAGACUAUCCAACGAGUUGCCUUCUCGGCUGUGUUUUCGUGGAAGAUUGUUUGGACCAGGAAACUUACCGAAAACGUUUCCCGAACGGCGAGAGUAACAGUCCAUACGUCUUAAUUUGCUCAAAUCCCGUCAUUUUGCCAAUUUUUUACCCAAUCCUCGGCAAACAUAAAAUAUAUCCGUUAGAUAAGGAGUUGCACAAUUGCGCCAAAUUAUCACUCCGACAUGCGAACUACUUCGAUUGAAAAAACAAAUAGAUUCUUAUGUUUAUUGCACUUUUUGUUUGUUUACAAAAAUAUAAUAAAUUACAACUAUACAAUAAAUUAAUUUACAUUU
Messenger RNA from Tribolium castaneum (red flour beetle), 1525 nucleotides. RefSeq lists its product as uncharacterized. The record is from RefSeq and is a predicted model, not a curated record. The transcript is spliced from 9 exons. Lineage: Eukaryota; Metazoa; Arthropoda; Insecta; Coleoptera; Tenebrionidae. Gene Ontology annotation, molecular function: transcription coactivator activity; zinc ion binding. Gene Ontology annotation, cellular component: nucleus. Gene Ontology annotation, biological process: positive regulation of DNA-templated transcription. The coding region runs from base 67 to 1434 and encodes 455 amino acids.